AUGCCCAAGAAAUUUUCUUAUAAUUUAUACAUAAUGAGUGAUGUUCUUAGAGAUAUCAAGUUAAAAUGUCUCAACUGGCAAACAAAAUCUAAUCUAGCGGUUUGGUUGUCUUUGUUUUUUUUUUGCUCGAUACGGUUACAGUAA
Molecule: messenger RNA, 144 nt
Organism: Penicillium digitatum Pd1
Lineage: Eukaryota; Fungi; Ascomycota; Eurotiomycetes; Eurotiales; Aspergillaceae
Source: RefSeq, a predicted model, not a curated record